Solanum pennellii is the source of this 3837-nucleotide messenger RNA. RefSeq lists its product as uncharacterized. The record is from RefSeq and is a predicted model, not a curated record. The coding region runs from base 1864 to 3573 and encodes 569 amino acids. The transcript has 7 exons. NCBI's taxonomy places the organism in Eukaryota, Viridiplantae, Streptophyta, Magnoliopsida, Solanales, Solanaceae. Gene Ontology annotation, biological process: protein transport.
GUUGAAUGAUAUAAUAUAAUGGGUUGUUCAGAGCUGGGUAGUCGUUGAUAAGCUAUUUGUGUCCAUCUAAUUCGAAGUGAAAGGGAGAAGAAAGUAAAAUAAUAAAGAGGUUGAGAAUAAGUGCACUCAUUAUUUUGAGUUAAAAAUCCAAAAUCUCCUGCAAACACUCACUGGAGUAGUUCGGAUCUGUUUUCAGAAAUAGAUACUUGAAGCUCAAAAGUGAGAUCGGAGAUGCUUGACGGUAUACUAACCCGUGGUUUCAGCUCCAAAUGCAAAUCGCUAGUAAAGGCUACAAGGACGAGAAUCGAGGUGGUGAGACGGAGAGCUGAGUCGAAACAGAGGUUUUUGAAGGAAGAUCUUGCCAAAUUGCUUGAUAAUGGACUCGAUAUUAAUGCUUAUGGAAGGGAAAAGGUCUCGGGGAAGAUGAUUGGCAGUGCUAGAGAAUCAAUAGGUCUUUAUUUUCUUGACAACGGGAACAACUCACUACAACUGAAUCCUAUUUGUUUGAACUCUACUUUUGUUUUGAAUAAAAUCAUGCUUUGGCACUAUAGGCUUGGACAUCCAAGUUUUUAUUAUUUAAGACACUUGUUACCUCAGUUAUUCAAAAAUAAAAAUCCAUCCUUAUUUCAAUGUGAAUUUUGUGAAAUGGCUAAGCAUCACAGUUCUUCUUUUCCUUCUCAAAAGUAUCAGGCUUCAAAACCUUUUACAAUGAUUCAUAGUGAUGUAUGGGGACCAUGUAGAAUUUCAACAAUGUUUGGAAAACAGUGGUUUGUAACUUUUAUUGACGAUCAUACUAAAUUGAGUUGGGUUUUUUUAUUGAAGGACAAAUCUGAGGUUAAAAAUGUAUUUGAGACUUUCUAUGUCAUGGUAGAAACCAGUUCAAUGAGAAAAUCAAGAUUUUUCGGAGUGACAAUGGCCGAGAAUUUUUUUAAUGAACAAUUAGGGAAUUUUUUCAGAAAAACUGGGGUAGUACACCAAAGCUCUUGUCCGGAUACACCUCAACAAAAUGGGAUCGCUGAAAGAAAGAAUAGACACCUUUUUAGAGGUAACGAGAGCUUUAAUGUUUACUAGUAAAGUUCCUCAAUAACUUUGGGGAGAGACUCUUUUGACUGCCACUUACCUUAUUAAUAGGAUGCCAUCUCGUCCUCUUGAAUUUAAGAUACCUUUAAAGUUUUUAGAGAAAGUUUUCCUAGUUCUAGGUUAACUACAGAUCUGCCUCUGAGAGUUUUUGGUUGUACACCAUUUGUUCAUGUUCAUAAUCGUAGAAAACUUGAAUUGCGGGCUAAGAAGUGUAUUUUUGUAGGAUAUGCCCCAAGUCAUUCAAAAGGGAUAUAAGUGUUAUGAUCCACAUGCUAGGAAGAUAAUUGUCACAAUAGACCUAACUUUCUUUGAGUUACAACUCUAGUUUACUACUCAUCUUUAGGGGGAGUAUCAUGUAGGUGAAGAUUCAUUUUUUUGUGAUAUUGAGGAAACUAGAUAUCAAGCAAAUGAUGAGCCUAAUAUUACAAUAAAUACUAAUGUGAGAGAUGUAGGAAAAGAUAUAGAUAAGUGUCAUCCAAGAGAUGACAAGGACCAAAGUGACUUGAAUGAUAAAAACUCAGAAAUUGAAACCUGAACCUGUAGCGCCUUCAAAUGACAAAAAUAAAAAUGGAAAUAGAGAAUAAAAAACAGAAAUGCAGGUGUAUUCGAGAAGGAACAAAACCCAAGAAAAAAGGGCCGAAGAUUCUCAACAUUGCCAAAAAUCAGUCCCACAAGACCUUAUUGUAAUUCAAGACUGAAGAAUUUUUGCUUGGGCUGAACCUCUUGUCCUGCUAUGACUUUGUGGAACAAUCUUGUGAAUAUAUUUUGAAGCAGCUCUCCGACAUGCAGAAACUAAGGGGCUGUCCUGAGAACUGCAGAGAAGCUGUGGCAUCAUUGAUGUUUGCUGCAGCAAGAUUCUCCGAUUUACCAGAAUUACGAGAGCUAAGGGAUUUAUUUCAGGAGAGAUACGGGAACUCUUUAGAAUGUUUUGUUAACCAGAAGUUUGUGGAGAAAUUAUCUUCAAGCCCCCCUGCAGUGGAGAAGAGAAUUCAGCUGCUGCAAGAUAUAGUGGUAGAAUUUUCCAUAAGGUGGGACUCCAUGGGAUUUCAAAAGAGGAUGGCAUUUGCACAGGCUCAACCAAACAGGAGUGGACUUUCACAUGCUUCUGCUGGCAACCACAUUCUACCAAAUGGCAAGGAUGGUGGUUUAAAAGCUGAUAAACUUGACGUUGCACUUGGUGAAAGGCACAAGGGAUUGAAUGAUCAACAUAAUAUAAAGAAUGGCAGAGAGGGUGUUGUCUUGAAAAAAGAGCAGCAGGAUCUUCAUUCCUCUGAAGGAAAAGAAUCAAACAAGGAUAGAAAUAAACAUCUUACAAAGCAGGAAACAUGCUAUUCAGUGGGGCGAAAACAUGAUAUCUUGUUUGACGAGGAGGAACAGACAAGGAUAAGAAACAAAGCAGUCAUGGAGAAAGAUGAUAAUUCAACAAGGAUAGCAAAAUCAGGCAACUCAUCACAUGGAGAGAGGCUAGAAGGUUUUGAUUAUAAAUUUACUAGAAACAAUGAAAAUCAUGGUCAAAUUCUUACAGGAAGAGUACCGGACACUCUAUCUUGUGCAAGAUCAGAGACUGCUCCUAGUAGGGGACUCCCUUUCAGAAAUGAAGAUGUCACUUCUGCUCGGGACACAGCCAUUGAAAAGAAUACUGUCAACUCAAAAAAAAUGGUUCAGCAGGACGCUGGAAAUAGGUUAAUGACAUCCUAUGCCAAGUUUGCUCUCCCUCCACCAUACAGUAAGUGCAAAGAGAAAGCCAUCCCUCCUCCAUAUGUAAAGCGAAAAGAUAGCAAGGAAAGAGGCCUCAAAGGUUCUAAGCAGUGUGCUUCUGAAUUUGAUGGCCAUUUCAGAAGUUCCUCUCCAUCCAAUAGAGUUGAAACAAUUAAGAUCACUAAAGAAUCAGACCUUUCUGAUCAUGUGGCUCAAACUAAUAAACCCACUAGAACAAAUAGUCAUGGUCAUGAUAAAGAAUUCUCUCACAAGGAUGUGAUUUUGCCCAAACCAAGAUCUGUUAGGAGAAAGCACCAUAAAUCAGCUACUAAUAAUCACGGUGAAGUAGAUAAGUCUGAAGAUGCCAGAGGAGCCAAGAGAAGUUCAAGUAGCCGGCGAAGGGAACAUUCAAGGAAAGGCUUGCAGAUUUUGUUUGAGGAUGAACGCCAUAGAAAAGAUGAAGAGGAAAGAAUGAUAGAUAAACUAUUGCUGCAUUACAGUAAAAGACCAUCAAAGUAUGAUGUGAGAAAAAAGCCACAAGCUCUGGCAACUCCUGAUACUGGUGAAUUCUCAAAUAAUCAAACCAAUGGAGAUCAGGAUAAAAUGGAAUCAGAUAUGGUUCUUUUCCCCAAAAGAUCUAUUUCCCUCCCACACGAGCAGGCUUCUCCAUCGAAGGCAACACCUAUAUUUGCUCGUGCCAAUUCAUUUCAGCCCGACAACCAGGCAUGUCAUGUGCAUCCCAAACUACCAGAUUAUGAUGAUUUGACUGCCAGAUUUGCUUCUCUAAGAGGCUGAUAAAUUUUAUAAUAGAUUAAACUUGACGAGUGUUUGCUCCAGUGUGUGUUACCUCUUCACAUUCAUUUACACGGCUGAUUCUUGCCCUAAGCUGUUUACUGACUGUAACCUGUAACCUUUAUUUACUUGACAACCUGUACCCAUACAUAUUUAGCAUGAGGUUCUCAUAGGCAUAGGUUUUUAAAUACUGCAUGUAGGAGCCUAGGAGGCAUAUUCUGUAAUAUGACAUGUCAUGAGGUGAGUAGGGGUGACAAUUGUGUGGAU